AUGUCCACUUGGGGGGGUACUGCUACCAGAAAGCUGAGCCACCGGAGGCCAGCGCUGGUCCGGGACAGCCCGACCCCCAGAGAGUGGGACAAGUCCCGGCCCCUCUACCCGGGCGCCGACAGCCCGGGCCAGCCCAGGAGAGGAGUCCGGGAGGGUGUCUCUAUUGUCCGGGGGGCUGGGGCCUGGCUCCCUAACAAAGGCCCCGCGCCCCCUCCCCGACCGGCCCUGCCCCGCCCAAGGGGGGACCUAGACGGGGAAAGCAGGGGGCCCCGGCCCGGCCGGGAAGCCGGGCGUUUCCGCGUCGGCCCCUCCCCCGUUCCCGUCCCGUACUCACCCCGCCCGGGGGGCCGCGCCGGGGCCCGGCGGCCUCUUAGGGCCGCGUCCUCCGGCGGCGGCGGCGGCGGCGGCUGCUCCGGAGCCCCAUGUCCGUCGGUCCGUCCUCGCCACUCCCCGGGGCCCAGGGCCCGGGGCCGGGGGGUCGGGCCGCCCCCCCGCCUCGCCGCCUCACCGGGCGGCCAUGGCCCCUUCCCCUCCCUUCUCGUCCCGUCGCCGCCUCCUCCUCCUCACCUCACCCCGCCCGCGCGCAGUCCGCGCGCCGUCCGCGCGCCCCUCCCCCCGCCCCCCACUCCAGACCGCCUCUCCCGGGCGGGGGGUGCGGCGCGAGCCCGUAGCGCGCGCGCGUGCGGCGACCGGAGGAUGGAUGGAUGGAGCAAGCGAGAGCGCGAGCGUGCGCGCGCGCGCCCCUCUCCCCCUCCCUCCGCGCGGGCGCGAGGCCAAGCCGACUGCUCGCGCCUGCUAGAAGGGCCCGAGCGCGUGCAUCUGCCCCGCGGCCGCAGCUCGGCAGCAUUUGCUCCAGGGGGCGGGGGCCGGGCCGGGAGGAGGGGCGCCACGCCGCCGUCCAAAGUACCGGCGGACGGGAUGGCGGUGGGUGGAGCGGCGUUCAAGGUGAGCUGCGCGGUGCGCUGGAGGCGGAGACGUUGUGCCGUCCCGGCCGGCUCGGGGGCGGGGGCAGCGGGUGGCGUCGAAAGAGAGCGCCGGCUCCCAGCCGAGCCUGGGACGCCUUCCGGCCCACGCUACCCCGCCUUUUACCUAGGGCUCCCGGUUCUUUUCCCUCACCCGGCUUUUACCCUGAGGCAUGCAGCCAGUUCUGUAAACGUGCUGGAGUUAAAGUGGGGUGCAGUUAGGGCCUCAGAGCAGAAAAUCCAUGGGGCCGAAGGGGUUAUUCGAGACUCCGCUCUCCCUGUUUCUGGGCGGGUCUCAGCCAUCCCAGGCCUGAGAAUUUACAAGCGCCGGAGAUCGGGGUCCUUCGCGGUAGGCGAGGGCCAAACUCAGCCCUUCAGAGCGGAGCACCCUCCCCACCCUCAUCCUAAUUUAGAUCCCACACCUGCUCGCUUUUGCUGCUUCCGGAACCCACGCUGCACCCCCACUUCUCAGCCUGCCUGGCAUUGGCUAGACCCAUCCUCCCACCCAGCGCUACGCCCCUGGGUGUGCCUGUGUCCUCUGCCUUCGCGCCUCGGUCCCCCUUUACCUCCUGGAGGAAAGGGUGCUUCCCAGCAUUCAUAA
Chrysochloris asiatica (Cape golden mole) is the source of this 1563-nucleotide messenger RNA. Its product is annotated as collagen alpha-1(I) chain-like. The coding region runs from base 1 to 1563 and encodes 520 amino acids. The transcript has 5 exons. The record is from RefSeq and is a predicted model, not a curated record. Lineage: Eukaryota; Metazoa; Chordata; Mammalia; Afrosoricida; Chrysochloridae.